AUGGCAAACGGUGGCUCCCUCCUCGGAAAGAAGUUCCCUGCGCCCAUCGCACGGACGAUGUGGCCUUUCUACACCGCCGGCGUCAUCAUCGCGUACGGCAUUAGCUCCUUUGCGACUGUCCUUGCAAACACCGACGAGUACAAGAACGACCCGAGGAACCCCAACGCCAAGAAGCCGGCAGAGAAGCACUAG
Zasmidium cellare ATCC 36951 is the source of this 192-nucleotide messenger RNA. RefSeq lists its product as uncharacterized. The transcript is spliced from 4 exons. The coding region runs from base 1 to 192 and encodes 63 amino acids. The record is from RefSeq and is a predicted model, not a curated record. Lineage: Eukaryota; Fungi; Ascomycota; Dothideomycetes; Mycosphaerellales; Mycosphaerellaceae. Gene Ontology annotation, molecular function: proton transmembrane transporter activity. Gene Ontology annotation, biological process: proton motive force-driven ATP synthesis.